AUACCCACUAACUUGUACUCUCCUAUCAUCGUAGCACAUUUCCAUUUCCAAAGAAACAGGUUUUAUUUUCAGCACUUUGGGACUCCAAACUCCCAAAGUUUUUUCCCCACUCUCUUCUGCAGAUUAGGCAGAAAGAAAAAAAAAAAAGAAAGGAUAACAAGAGAGCAAAGGUCAUGGAUGUUGCACAUUUAUUGUUUGGCAUAUUUGGGAAUGCUUCCGCUCUGUUCCUCUUCUUGGCUCCAGUGAUCACAUUCAAGAGGAUUAUACAGAACAGAUCAACAGAGAAAUUCUCGGGCAUUCCAUAUGUCAUGACACUGCUCAAUUGUCUCCUUUCAGCAUGGUAUGGUCUACCUUUUGUGUCUCCCCACAAUAUAUUAGUGUCAACAGUGAAUGGCACUGGAUCUUUGAUUGAGAUCGUAUACGUGUUGAUCUUCAUCGUAUUGGCCCCCAAAAAGCAGAAGGCUAAAAUUCUUGGUCUCUUCACCUUCGUGCUCUCUGUGUUCUCUGCUGUUGUUUUUGUGUCCCUUUUUGCCCUUCACGGCAAUUCAAGAAAGCUCUUCUGCGGCUUUGCUGCUGCAAUAUUUUCCAUAAUCAUGUAUGGCUCUCCACUCUCUAUUAUGAGACUAGUGAUCAAAACCAAGAGCGUGGAGUUCAUGCCCUUCUUCUUGUCGCUGUUUGUGUUUCUCUGCGGCACUUCUUGGUUUAUCUUCGGUCUGCUAGGCCGUGACCCAUUUGUUGCAGUACCUAAUGGUGUUGGUUCUGCUUUGGGGGCAAUGCAACUGAUAUUGUAUUUCGUAUACCGAGAUAAUAAAGGUGAUACGGGGAAAAAAGCCCCAACAGUGGAGGAAUUCAUGGAGAUGGGGGAUGCAAAACCCCAACAAGGGAAGCAAUCCAAUGCAAAUGGAACUCAAGGAUGAUACGUCAAGGAACACAUCUGGCUUACAGAAUAGUCAUUGUCAGCUACGUAGUUUUUAAUGCAACUGAGAGCAAACAACUCUAUGAUUUGGUCUUUUCUUAUUUUAGUUCUAUAAAUGCUUAUAAUUUACUUCAAGCUAAGGCAACCUUUAGCCGAUAAUAUUGAACGGAAACAAGCAUGUAUGAGAGUUUACCUCCUUCCCCUGGUCUCAGGGAUUUUAUGUUAAUGUAUUUUCCUA
Molecule: messenger RNA, 1154 nt
Organism: Vigna umbellata (rice bean)
Lineage: Eukaryota; Viridiplantae; Streptophyta; Magnoliopsida; Fabales; Fabaceae
Product: bidirectional sugar transporter SWEET1
Biological process (GO): carbohydrate transport
Cellular component (GO): membrane
Molecular function (GO): sugar transmembrane transporter activity
Source: RefSeq, a predicted model, not a curated record